Messenger RNA from Theobroma umbraticum, 1287 nucleotides. RefSeq names its product Nucleotide/sugar transporter family protein. The record is from RefSeq and is a predicted model, not a curated record. Lineage: Eukaryota; Viridiplantae; Streptophyta; Magnoliopsida; Malvales; Malvaceae.
CAACCCGUUUUUAAGUUCCAACUUGCACCGAAUGUCCUAGUAUCCUUUUCCUUUUCAACUUUUGUUAUUGACAGAGUGAAAGAACAGCAAAGCAAAAGCACAGCAAUGGCGGAUCCAGUUAAGAAUAAACUGUUGAAAGAAGAAAUCAUUACCUACGCUUACCUUAUCCUCUACAUCGCUCUCUCGAGCGGUCAAAUCUUCUUCAACAAGUGGGUUUUGUCAUCUAAGGAAAUUAACUUUCCUUACCCCCUUGGAUUGACUCUGCUUCACAUGGCCUUCUCCUCUAUACUAUGUUUUUUACUCACUAAAGUCUUUAAGGUUAUGAAAGUUGAGGAGGGAAUGACCAUGGAAAUAUACACGACAUCUGUUAUCCCAAUUGGUGCAAUGUUUGCAAUGACUCUUUGGCUGGGAAACACUGCCUACCUUUAUAUAUCUGUCGCAUUUGCACAAAUGCUGAAGGCAAUUAUGCCGGUGGCUGUUUUCAUACUUGGAGUAGCAGCAGGACUGGAGGUAAUGAGCUGCAGAAUGCUUUUGAUAAUGUCAGUGAUAAGUUUUGGUGUUCUAGUUGCUUCCUACGGAGAAGUAAAUAUUAGCUGGAUUGGAGUUGUUUACCAAAUGGGUGGUGUUGUUGGAGAAGCUUUAAGACUUAUAUUCAUGGAGAUCUUGGUCAAGCGAAAGGGUCUUAAAUUAAACCCCAUAUCUAUCAUGUAUUAUGUUAGCCCUUGCAGUGCUCUUUGUCUGUUUAUUCCUUGGAUCUUCCUGGAGAAACCAAAGAUGGAAGCCCAUGGGACGUGGAACUUUCAGCCUGUUGUGCUAACACUCAACUCUCUCUGCACAUUUGCACUCAACUUAUCGGUUUUCCUAGUGAUCUCACAUACUAGUGCUCUAACCAUUCGUGUUGCUGGAGUUGUCAAGGAUUGGGUGGUUGUUUUAGUAUCUGCACUUCUUUUCGCAGAUACAAAGUUGACAGUCAUAAAUUUAUUUGGUUAUGGAAUUGCCAUUGCUGGUGUGGCUGCAUAUAAUAAUUACAAGUUGAAGAGGGAAGCUUCUCGCCAUAUCUCUGAUGACUCCCAAGAUGCCCAGGCCAUUCCGAUGGCUGCAUCAUCAACUCCACCUGUUUAUAACACAGUGCAGGAAAACGUCAUGUCCAGACCUUUUGAUGACAGAUUUGCUGUAGCCUUAACUUGUGCUAUUGAUUCUGCAGCAGAAUAUUGGGGUCGGAAAUUACUCGUAAUUUCUGAUCAGCAAAUGUUUCUGCAAGGCCUGGUAGGAAUUGUAGAUCUUUGA